Messenger RNA from Oryzias melastigma (Indian medaka), 1000 nucleotides. RefSeq lists its product as uncharacterized. The transcript has 8 exons. The record is from RefSeq and is a predicted model, not a curated record. NCBI's taxonomy places the organism in Eukaryota, Metazoa, Chordata, Actinopteri, Beloniformes, Adrianichthyidae. The coding region runs from base 194 to 1000 and encodes 268 amino acids.
ACGGUGUAAUGACAAACCUGAGAGGAUUAUCAUAAGGAUUUUCAGUGAUAAAUGUUUGUCGGCUGCUUGUUAUCUUCAUUUAGGCUCAUCCAUUUCUCAGUUGCCUGGUAGUGAUGAUCAGGUAACGAGAGCGGAGAGGAUCUACAUCCCUUAUGAGUCCGCUCAACUCUGCAUUGCUGAGAUAGCUGAAGACAUGGCAGCAAUGGAAAAGAAGCACCUGGAAACGAUCCAAGAACAGGAAGAUAACUUUCAGUUCCAAACGCGAGAGACUCAGCUGGUUCUGCAGAGGGUUAAAUCUCACUAUCACAACAAGCUAAACACUCUGCGAAGAAUCCUGAGCGUCUACCAGGAGAAGAUGGAGAAGAAGAACUAUGACUGGGAGAGGAAAGUGGAGACUUUGACAGCACAGAUUGGGCAGCUGCUUGAGGCGCAGAGGGCUGAGAGGAGUAGGAGUAAAGAGGAGGCCCAGCAGUGGCAAAAUGAAAAGAGUAAAAUGCUGGGGUUGUUCUCCAGCAAGUUGGACACCCUGCACUGCCACCAGACCUCCAUGCUGCAGGAGCUAAAGAUAGCAAGAGAAGAAAUAGGAAAGGUUCAAGAAAUGUUAGUGGUAUCACAGCAGGAAACCACAGAGGAAGAUGAAGGCUUUGAGAACAAAGGAGCUGCAGAUCAACAACAAGCCUUGAAUUGCAGUGACUCUGAGCAGCCUCUAGAGGGAGCCAAUGCUCGCCUGGAGGACCUGAAGGAGAGCCUUCAUCAAAGAGAAAAGGAGAUUUCUGACCUGCUGGAGGCAGACAAGACCCCCAUCCCUCCUGUCCCGCCUCCACCCUGCAGUGUCUUACUGCCCGCUGUCAUUCACAAGGCUCAUGCCGUCUGCAGUGUAGUGACAGAAAGCAGAGAUCAUCUGGACAGAAUGAUAGAGGAAAACCGGGUUGCUCUAGUGGCAGCCAGAGAAAAACUGGAGAACAACGAUGAAGAAGUCAGCACUGACAGGAAAGACUGA